AUGAGAAAAACAAGGGCAAAAACAUACAGCACAGGGGAUUCCCCAGUCGUCACCGACCUGAGUACUAAUCCUGCGAUCAGUAGCUUAUCUAGGGGAGAGCGGACGGGAUCCCGAGCUUUCUACUGUCUAUGGCCGUAUGUGAUAGCUGGAUUGUUGAGAAGGCUUUAUGAAUGGUAA
This is a messenger RNA of Thermothielavioides terrestris NRRL 8126, 177 nucleotides long. RefSeq lists its product as uncharacterized. NCBI's taxonomy places the organism in Eukaryota, Fungi, Ascomycota, Sordariomycetes, Sordariales, Chaetomiaceae. The record is from RefSeq and is a predicted model, not a curated record. Bases 1 to 177 code for a protein of 58 amino acids. The transcript has a single exon.